Musca vetustissima is the source of this 5427-nucleotide messenger RNA. It is a transcript of the gene LanB1, whose product is annotated as laminin subunit beta-1. The record is from RefSeq and is a predicted model, not a curated record. Bases 1 to 5427 code for a protein of 1808 amino acids. The transcript has a single exon. Lineage: Eukaryota; Metazoa; Arthropoda; Insecta; Diptera; Muscidae. Gene Ontology annotation, cellular component: laminin trimer. Gene Ontology annotation, biological process: substrate adhesion-dependent cell spreading; basement membrane assembly; cell migration.
AUGACGAAAAUAUGUUGGAGCGGCGCUGUUAGCAGCCGCUUCAAGCUAACAACUCUUAUCAAUCGCCGUUUGAUUCUUGCUUUGGUAGCUGUAUUGUGUGUGGCGUGUUUAAUUGAUACAACAAGUGGCCAGCAUGCUGGACGCCGUGAUAGACCCCGUAAUCCACCACGACAAUACAUAAAAACACAUCCCUGCGAAAGAUCGUCGUGUUAUCCGGCCACGGGUAAUUUACUCAUUGGUCGUGAACAUCGUCUGUCAGCCUCAUCAACAUGUGGUCUAAAUUCACCCGAACGUUUCUGUAUCCUCUCUCACUUGCAGGAUAAGAAAUGUUUCCUUUGCGACACAAGGGAGGAGACACGAAAUGACCCCUUCAAGAAUCAUCGUAUUGGCCAGAUUAUUUACAAAACCAAACCUGGCACAUCCACACCCACUUGGUGGCAGUCGGAAAAUGGUCGCGAAGAUGUGUCGAUCCAAUUGGAUUUGGAGGCUGAAUUCCAUUUCACCCAUUUAAUUAUGUCCUUUACCACUUUCCGGCCGGCGGCUAUGUUUAUCGAGCGCUCAUUUGAUUUUGGUCAGACGUGGCAUGUUUAUCGCUAUUUCGCCUACGAUUGUGCCGAUUCAUUUCCGGGUGUACCAACGGUGUUGCGCAACAUUACUGAUGUGGUUUGUACAUCGCGUUAUUCGAAUGUGGAACCUUCCCGUAAUGGUGAAGUUAUUUUCCGUGUGUUGCCACCAAACAUUAAUGUUUCCGAUCCCUACGCUCCCCACGUCCAGAAUAUGUUGAAGGUAACCAAUUUACGUGUGGUGUUCAAGAAACUUCACAAGCUGGGUGACAACUUGCUGGACAAUCGUCUGGAAAAUGAGGAGAAAUACUAUUAUGGUAUCAAUAAUAUGGUAGUGAGAGGUUCUUGCUCGUGUUAUGGUCACGCCUCCCAAUGUCUGCCUUUGGAUGGUUCUGAUACCAGUGAACCGGACAUGGUGCAUGGUCGCUGUCAAUGUACCCACAAUACGAAGGGUUUGAAUUGUGAAACCUGCGAGGACUUCUUCAACGAUUUCCCUUGGAAACCGGCCUUCGGCAAGCAGACAAAUGCCUGUAAGAAAUGCGAAUGUCACGACCAUGCUGUUAGCUGUCACUUCGACGAGGCAGUGUUCGAAGCAUCUGGCCGUGUUUCGGGAGGUGUGUGCGAUAAUUGUAUGCACAACACCCAGGGUCAACAUUGUGAGGAGUGUAUGCCAUUCUUCUAUCGCGAUCCCAAUGAAGAUAUACGCAGCCCCUAUGUGUGUAAGCCGUGUGAAUGUGACCCCGUCGGUUCAUUGGAUGAGGGUAUUUGCGACUCACCCGAUCCUGAUACACCCGAUGUGGAAGCUGGUUCUUGCCAUUGCAAAACCAAUGUCAAGGGUAGACGUUGUGACACCUGUAAAGAUGGUUUCUGGAAUUUGAUUUCCGAAAAUCCCGAUGGCUGUGAACCGUGCAGCUGCAACACCUUGGGUACAGUAGACAAUUCCGGAUGUGACAUGUAUACCGGUGAAUGUAAAUGUAAACGCUUGGUCACCGGCAAAGAUUGUAAUCAAUGUGCUGCCCAAACAUAUGGACUGUCGGAAUCCGAAGAUGGUUGCACACCUUGUGGCUGUGAUGCCGGUGGUUCCUAUGACAAUUUCUGUGAUGUCAUUACCGGUCAGUGUCGCUGCCGCCCACACAUGACGGGUCGUACAUGUUCUCAACCCAAACAAAACUAUUUCAUACCACAAUUGCACAUCACCCACGAAGCUGAAAAUUACCAACACUGCGUUUCCUAUUCCAGUGGUAACGGCAAUUGCUCAGUCAUACCCUAUCCCCAGACACCGGAUCGCCAACCCGAAUGGACUGGCAUUGGUUAUAUUCGCGUACCAGAGAAUUCCGAAUUGACUAUAACUGUGAUGGACAUACCCCGUUCGAUGCCAUACGAUGUGGUCAUACGUUAUCAGUCCACAUCACGUGGCGACUGGGAAGAUGCCUACAUAACAUUGGUGCGUCCUGAUGAAAUUGAUCCGGAGGGAGAUUGCGCUGAUCUUGUACCACCAGGCUCUAGUGUUUAUGAAUCGCAUGUGCCGUUUGUUUUGCCCGAUCGCGAACGCCAAGUUAUUGCCUUACGCGAAGUAUGCCUCGAAGCAGGAAAAAUGUAUAAAUUCAAAAUACACUUUGAACGAAGACGCCACAAUGAAGAUAACCCCACCUCGACUAUUUUGAUUGAUUCAUUGACUCUGAUACCGAGAAUCGAGUUGACCAGCAUUUUCCGUGGUUCUCCUGAGGCCGAUUCUCGCCGUAUUCUAUACUAUCAAAUGGGUUGUAAUCAAUCAUUGUACGACAUCCGUUACAGCAGUUUUGCUGAUGAACGUUGCAAGGAGUUGGAGGACUAUGUGAGCACGGUGAUUUACGAUGGUGCCAGCAUGUGUAAUUGUAACCCCACCGGUUCUCUGAGUAAGGAAUGUGAUCCCCAUGGUGGCUACUGUCAAUGUAAACCGAAUGUUGUGGGACGCCAGUGUGACCAAUGUGCUCCUGGCACCUAUGGUUUCGGCCCCGAAGGCUGCAAGGCUUGUGAUUGUAACAGUAUCGGAGCCAAGGACAAUAAUUGCGAUGUACUGACGGGUCAAUGUUCCUGCCACCCUAAUACCUAUGGGCGUGAGUGUGAUCAGUGUCAGCCCGGUUUCUGGAACUUCCCCAACUGCCAAGCCUGCGAAUGUAAUGGUCAUGCCCAACAAUGUGAUGCCCGCACUGGUCAGUGUUUGAAUUGUGCUGACUACACCACUGGUUAUGGUUGUGAUUCCUGUUUGGAUGGUUACUAUGGAAAUCCCUUCUUGGGCAGUGAAAUUGGUUGUCGUGCCUGUCGUUGUCCCGACACCAUUGCCAGUGGCAAUGCCCACGCUGACGGCUGUUCCUUGGACGUACGCGAUAACAACAUGAUCUGUCACUGUCAGGAGGGUUAUGAUGGACCACGUUGUGACAUUUGUGCCGAUAAUUACUUUGGUGAUCCCGAGGUACCCGGUGGCUCUUGCCAGAAAUGUGAUUGUGGCAACAACAUUGACAUUUACGACACCGGCAACUGUGACCGCCGCACUGGCAAAUGUCUGAAAUGUUUGUACGACACAACCGGUGAUCAUUGUGAGUUGUGUCGCGAUGGCUACUUCGGCAAUGCCUUAGAACAAAAUUGUGUGCCAUGUGAUUGUGAUUUCUUGGGUACCAACAGCACCGUCCAGUUCUGUGAUCGUGUAAGCGGCCAAUGUCCUUGCCUGCCCAAUGUGGUUGGUGUACGUUGCGAUGAGUGUGCUCCCAAUCAUUGGAAGAUUGCCUCUGGUGAGGGUUGUGAGGCAUGUGAAUGUGACCCAAUUGGAUCUUUGUCGGAACAAUGUAACCGCUAUGAUGGCCAAUGUGAAUGUAAGGAAGGCUUCGGUGGCCGUGCCUGUAACCAAUGUCAAGCCAAUUACUAUGGUAAUCCCAACAAAGAGUGCCAUCCUUGCGACUGUGAUCCCUAUGGUUCAGCUGAUUUCCAAUGUGAUCGGGAGACGGGACAAUGUGUUUGUCACGAGGGCAUUGGUGGCCAUAAGUGCAAUGAAUGUGCCCGUGGCUAUUUGGGAGAAUCACCACACUGCAUGCCUUGUGGAGAGUGUUUCAACAAUUGGGAUUUGAUUUUGAAGGAAUUGGAAGAGGCCACAAGCGAGACCAUUCGUCGGGCCAGUGAAAUUAAACUGAUUGGUGCCACCGGUGCCUACACCUCUGAGUUCAACACCUUGGACAAGAAAUUACAACAUAUCCGCGAUCUUUUACAAAACACCUCCGUCAGUUUGAAGGAUAUUGACAGCUUGGACAAGGAAGUUGCGGAAAUGAAACUCAAAUUGGGUAAUGCCCACCAGAAGCUGUUGGACACUGAAAACAAUCUAGAAGAUAUUUAUUCGUCCUUGAGUUUGUCAGCCGUGGAGGUAGAGGCUUUACAAACUCAGUCUGAAUUGGUAAAGAAACUGUCCAAGGAAUUGAAGGAACAUGGCAUACAAUUGCAGGAAUCCAAUAUAGAAGGUGCCCUCAAUUUGACACGGACUGCCUAUGAAAAAGUACAAGAUUUGUCGGAGGUUAAGAAGAAGGCCGAAGAACUUGCCUCGAACACUGAUCGCAACUGCAAGCGUGUCGAGACACUGGCCAACAAAAUGAAAGAAGAAUCCUCGGCAGUGGAGACCAGUGAUGAACUCAUCGAACAAUAUCGUGAAGAAUUGUCCAGCCUAACAGCCAUGAUACCAGAAUUGAACAACGAUGUAUGUGAUCGUAUGGGUGAUCCGUGCGACAAUAUUUGUGGCGGUGCCGGUUGUGGUUCGUGCGGUGGUUUGUCAUGCGAACGUGGCGCCUUGACACGUACCGAAAAGGCACUGAAGGUUGCCAAGGACACGGAACAAGAAAUCAAGGAGAAGAAAGACCAAGCUGAUCAGACCAUACGUUCCCUAUUCCAGGCUAAGGUAAAUGCCUCAGAAGCCUACCAAAAAUCAAAAUCUGCUCACGAAGAUGCCGAACGUUAUUUGAACCGCACCCUUUUAAACAUCAAACGUGGUGAGGAGAUGAUUGAAAAUCUUAACGAAUUCAUGUCCAACGAAACUGCCUUGCCUGGUGAAUCGAAGGACUUGGCACAACAAACUUUGACAUUGGAUUUGACACUGGAUCCCAACGAGAUUCAGACACUGGGCGGCAAAAUCAAUGAUGCCGUUUCUUCGUUGAAAAAUGUGGAGGCAAUUAUUUACAGUACCCGCGAAGAUUUGCAACGUGUCAAUGAACUGCAAGCCAUUGCCAAUAAUACCAAGGAAUUGGCCAAUAAUAUUCUGCAAACUGCCAAUACCGUGGUGGAAAAUCUCAACGAUGCCGAUGAGGCACAGAGCAAGGCGGGCGAUGCCAUUACCCAAGCCAAGAGUAAUAUUGAAUUGGCUGCCCAAGAUCUUGACCAAAUCGAUAAUGAAACGGGAGAAGCAGAGGCGCCAGCCAAUGCCACGGUACAACAUGUCGAAGAGCUAGCCAAAAAGGUGGCACGCCUGCAAAAGAACAUCCUGAAAAAUGAACUCGAUGCCAAGGAUGUGAAAAACGAAGCGGACAAGGUGAAAGAAUCGGCAAAGAGCGCUCGAGAAGAUGCCCGCAAAUUGCAGAAUGCCUCGAAUGUUGCCAAUCAAACGCUCACCGAUCGUGCUGUACGUUCAGAAAAUGCACGUGAUCGUGCCAAGAAGCUGCUGCAGAGAGCCUCUAAACUGACGGUGGAAACUAAGGAACAAUUGCGUGAAUUGAAACUCAUGCAAGAUUCGUACAAAGAAAAGAGUGAUCAACUGCUGAAGCUGCAAGAGGGUCUAAUACCAUUGCAAGAUGAGCUAGCGCAUCAUUUCAAAAAUAUUAAGGCCAAUGCAGAGCGUUAUAUACAAUGUUAA